This is a messenger RNA of Bathycoccus prasinos, 993 nucleotides long. RefSeq lists its product with no specific name. Gene Ontology annotation, cellular component: Golgi apparatus; endoplasmic reticulum; plasma membrane. Lineage: Eukaryota; Viridiplantae; Chlorophyta; Mamiellophyceae; Mamiellales; Bathycoccaceae. The record is from RefSeq and is a predicted model, not a curated record. The transcript is spliced from 2 exons. The coding region runs from base 1 to 993 and encodes 330 amino acids.
AUGGGCGCGUCGACGAAUAACAAACCCAAGCACACGAAAUGUUCGCAGCAAGAAAUGUACGCGAUGCGUCCAACGCUCACCCCAUCGUACUCGAGCGUGUUGCUCUUACUCGCGUCGCUUUUUUGCAUCAGUUUUGGCUUCAUCGCGUACGAAAAUGCAAAGGAAAUCGUACAACUGGAGGCGAGGUACGACGAAGCGUGCAAAAAGGAUGGAUUUUUUACCUCGUCUUUAUCGUCAUCCGUGGAGAGUUUAAGCGAAGAGGAGUUGAUGCACUCGACGGGGACUGGAACCACGUGCACGGUAUCGCUGGGCGUCGCGCCGGAAUACAUUAAAGCUCCGAUUUAUAUCUAUUACGGGAUAUCGUCGAUGUACCAAAACCAUCGAAGGUUCGUGCGAUCGCGAUCGAACGAGCAGUUGAUGGGACAAACGGAAAGUGGAAGUGAUAUGUGCGAUCCGAAGAAUACCGUCGAUGGGGAGAAGAUGAAUCCGUGCGGUUUAGCGGCGUGGUCUACUUUUAACGAUACGUUCGCGGUAAACGUAGACGGUCAACCGAGAGCGGUUUCCGAUAAAGAUAUCAGUUGGAAAGGCGAUCGGGAGUUUAAGUUUGCAAAUUAUUUGCCGACGAGAGUGAACGACGAUCCCGCGACACGAGGUGGAAAAGAGAUUGAAGGCACCGUGCAAGAGGACGAACAUUUCAUCGUCUGGAUGCGAACGGCGUCGACGAAGACGUUUCGAAAAUUAUGGGGAGUCAUCGAGACGGAUAUCGAGAAAGGGCAGGAAAUUACCGUGGACGUGACGAAUUUGUACAACUCGUACGCGUUUGGUGGUGAGAAGAGAGUGUAUUUUAGCACGACGACGUGGUUAGGAGGUAGGAAUCACGCGUUUGCGUUGUAUAACAUUGUCGUUGGGUUUUUGCUGUUAAUCUCGAGCGUCUUACUAGGUAUUUUGGGGGUAGUAUUUCGCGAGAAGAAAUUGCCCGAGAAGAGGCUUUGA